This is a messenger RNA of Haemonchus placei, 3579 nucleotides long. NCBI's taxonomy places the organism in Eukaryota, Metazoa, Nematoda, Chromadorea, Rhabditida, Trichostrongylidae. The record is from the annotation of a GenBank genome assembly.
AUGAAACUUUCGGCACUUUUCGAAAAUUGUAGAGAGGACGACAUGUCAGCUAAUUUGAGAGGCGAAGAAAUAGCCCUAGCAAGUAAAAUGCUCGUGAGACAACAUCAAUUGACGAAUCUUACUCCUGAUGUCGUCAGAAUGCUUCACCAUUUGAACCUCUACAAUGACGAGUUUGGAAUAUGGCGAUGUAGGGGCCGCCUAGGUAACAGCGCUCUUGGAGAUGAUGCGAAGUUUCCCAUGCUUAUUUUGCAAAAAUCUUGGCUAUCAAAGUUGAUUAUCAACGACUAUCAUAGCAAAGGUCACCCUACUAUAAAUCAUACGAUGGCACUCAUCCGGCAGCACUACUGGAUCCCCAAGCUACGAUCGCAAGUUACGGUAGUUAUUCGCCGCUGUGUUCAGUGCCAAAGGUUCAACAACCUACCAUUCAAAUACCCGGAGCAGAGCGACUUGCCUUCGAGACGAGUGCUACGAUCACGUCCAAUUGAUCAUGUCGGACUGGAUUAUUUCGGACCACUAACCAUCAAAAGAGAAGAUGGAUCCACGGGAAAAUGUUACGGCUGCAUUAUCACCUGCCUCACAACACGCCUACUCCAUCUGGAUGUCGCUUCAGAUCUCUCCACCUACGCUUUCAUCCAGAUGCUUCGGAGGUUCUUUGCAAGAAGGGGAACACCGUCAACCAUAACUAGUGACAACGCACCGACUUUUACGCUGGGUGAUUCUGUUCUGCAAGAUUGUAUAAAGAAGGUUCAGAACGACCCGAAGAUCGCGAAAAUGGUAAGCAACAAUGAAAUUCGCUGGAAAUACAUAACUCCUUUCGCACCUUGGCAAGGAGGCGUUUAUGAGCGCUUGAUAAGAUCAGUUAAACUAGCUCUCUUUAAGUUUCAAGGGAGGUCAGUUCCAUCUCACGAAGAACUCCUUACUGUCCUUACGGAAAUACAAGCUAUGCUCAACACCAGACCGCUAGUUUAUACCGAGUCAGGACCGCGAGAAAAUAGCACCCUGCGACCGAUCGAUUUUUUACAAAACAACUUCGAAGUUCCGCUUUACUCCAAUUCGAGUUCAGAACCCAGUGAAGAUCCGGCUUACCUAUCUGCAAAAGAACGCAUAACAUUACAGUCGAAAGCGCAAGUGAUUGAAGCUUUGAAAAGUUCGUGUGAGAUGCCAGAAAAAUUCUGGCAAACAUGGCAGACAGAGUACUUGACUUCGCUACGGGAACGACACCAACGAGAAGUUGGGAAACAACGAGGAAGUAGCUAUGUCCCAAAAUUAGGCAAAGUAGUCCUUAUCAGCGACGCACUGCAACCUCGGCACAGCUGGAAAAUGGGACGUAUCGAAACCCUCGUUUCAAACCCUGAGGGAAUAGUAAGAGAAGCAGUCGUUCUCCUCCCAUCUCAUCGUAAAAUUCGAAGGCCUUUGAACCUGCUGGUCCCCUUAGAAAUCGACGAGGAUUUUCAAAACGAAGUGAACACGGGAAAAGGCCCUGACGAUGUAGAAACGUCGGAAAUGAGAUCUAAAAGCAAAGACAACCAUACCGAAGAAAUGGGCUCACGAUACAAUCUCCGCUCAAAACAACGCGUGAACUAUGCAGAAAACUUUGUAGGCAUAGCACGAGUUAGACCGCAUCUCACUAUAGCCUUAGCACUAAGUAUAUUUACCAUCUUAUCUGCGGCAGUUCCUGACGGAAGACCCACCCUCACAGGCGAAACUUCCGCAAAUUUUGUAAGAAGUCCUACACUUGGUAUAGAAGUUCCUCAUUCGAUCGAGACUGUAAGAGAAACUAAGCUGGAACUAAGUAUCCCUCGAAAAUUUGGAGGUAUCCGCGUUUUCUCUCAUGUUACUCACCAGGGUCGUCACGAAAGAAAUAACUGGAAACAUGGUAAUAACUGCAUGAUAUCAACGAUUGAAGGUGUGAGCAUACGCGUUAAUAAAAGAGCAAUCAACAUAAUUUCUAUGGUGCCCAGCUUGAGCUUCUUUAAAUUACAAAUUUUCGGGCACGUCACUACACCUCGAAACUUUUCUGAUCCAUUUUCCUUUUGCAAGAAAAUUUGUCGAGAAGUCAAAACUAUCAAAUUUAAGACAGAUAGCAAAAUUCUAAUUAAAACGAGUCAAAAGCCCACAACUCGCACUCUACCACUUUUCAGGCUCGCGAGUGAGGAAGAAGAAGGAGACAUCAAACUUCUGAUCGAUCUUACAAGAAAACGAGUUCAGGAUCAAAAGCAAAUUCGGACGGAAAUCGACAUGGCAGCGAUAUCGCUUCAACGCCAGAAGAAGAUUGCAACCACGCUGGUGACGCAGUGGAAUCAUCACAAGAACGAGGAUUCAUUCAUCAGCGCUUCGGCUGCAGAACAGAUGCGUCUUACAUCCCAACUACUACGCCAGGCCGAGGUGACGAAGGAAAGAAUCCUUCGCAUGGGAACCCGCUACCUCAUCAUGGAUUUAUGGCACGAGGAUAUGACAGAAUGGGGAGACGUUUCUGGUUAUCAGCGGCAAGUCUGGCUCAAACGUGAGCGCGAUUACGCUUUUGGAUCGAGAGCCAUCAUCGAGUUGAUUAAGAACCAGUGUGAAAUCCUGAACAUCGCGAUUGAAGACAUGAAGGCAAUGUUGCAACGUCAGGAAAAGGAACUGACGGAAUCAGAUCGUCUCACGAGUUUCCAUGUACAGGGAAUCCUUAAGAAGGAAAUUGAGUCGUUGCAAGAGCAUCUCAACCACCGCUCGGAUGUAGACGUGCUAACGAAGAAAGUCGAGUCCCAAAGCUUGGAGAUUGCUUCCAUCAAGUCGAGCUUGAGGACCGUGGAAGUGGUCACUGCACCGACGCCCAUCGAGCAGAAUGAGAAGUCCAAUCAAGAGGUCAAACUUGUGGAACUUGUCGAACCGGAGGUGCGUGAAGUUGAAGAAAGGGAAAACUAUGAAGAUUUAGAGCUCGUCGAAGAAGAUGAUGAUGAUGAUGAUGAGAACCACUUCAAAAGGAUGGUGAACGAAGUCACGGAUGAAAAUGUGACUGGAGGAAAUUGGUCCAAGGACGAUGAACCGGCAUCUAAAAGCAGAAGAGUCGAGUAUUACGAGCCGUUGAUCAACAGUCGCAUUCGAAUCGUGCAGGCAAAAUUGCGAAGAAUGGAAGAAAAAGUCAAGUGUUAUCCAUAUCGAGAUAGGCGAGACGAGUCUUUAGGAAUUCCUCUUGACAGGAAUUGUGUGUUUUGUGAUGCCAUUGGCAUCCAUUUUUCCGAUGCCUGCCCUCAAUUUCGUGAUGGAAGAACGCGUUACGAGAUCAUCAUUCAGAAAAAAUGGUGCAUUCACUGCCUCGAGGGUCCGGAGAGGCACCGCUACGGAUAUCGCUUCAGGAAGUGUUGGUAUUGCCAGAGAAUCAAAGGCACAGUGUUCGAAGAUUUGUGCCCGAACGAUAACGGAUACCACCAUCGAGCAGUCUGUGAUGUUCCCGACAUGAAGCCCAUUGCUCAGUCGCGCAUUGAGGACACCCAAAGGGAGUUGUUUCGACUAAGGAACAAGAUGUCAGGAUCUCAUGGAGGAGACCAUGCUGAGCCCGGAGUGACGACAACGUCAAGAUCAACGAGGUAUCGAUGA